AUGAAAUAUCUUCGAUUCAUUUUACAUCUCUUUAUUACUUUUAUUACUUUAAUCACAAAAUCAUAUGCUCAAUUCAGUACUUCAAGUCUUUCUUCACAAUGUUCUUCGGCCGUUCAAACUUUUCUCAACUCGUCAGAAUUUAACGCAUGUUUCCCCUACAAUAAAUUAACUAGUCAAAUUAAUAGUGCUACGAGUUUUCAAAGUAUAGCAACAAGUGAAAAGCAAUUAAUAAGUGUUGAAGAUUCGGUCUGUAGCCUUCCAAAAUGCAGUGACUCUUUAAUUUCAAAUUUCAAUUCCACUUUUCAAUCGAAAUGCUCAGAUGAUAUCGCUAAAAAUAAUACUGAAACUAUGGGAAUAUAUGAUUUUAUUUAUGUAUAUUCCCCAUUUAGGGACUCAUUUUGCUUAAAAAAUUCUACAGGAGGAUAUUGUGUCAUUGAAACUUUAGAAAAUAUUGAAAAUGCUCAAAUUCAAGGUUCAUAUACAAAUCUGUCUUCAAAGGUUUUAUGUACAACGUGCAAUAAGGCGAUUGCCAAUACUUUGUUGAAUUAUAUGAAAUCACACCCCCCUCCAUCUGAUCUUAGCACUGCGUCUACUUUCUUAACUACUGAACUCAACCAAACGUGUGGUCCUUCAUUUUUAGAUGGAAAUGUUCCUUUGUCUGCGACUAGUGCUGGUGUAACCAUUUUUGAUAUGAGUUUUGCCAC
Molecule: messenger RNA, 704 nt
Organism: Dentiscutata erythropus
Lineage: Eukaryota; Fungi; Glomeromycota; Glomeromycetes; Diversisporales; Gigasporaceae
Source: the annotation of a GenBank genome assembly